GAGGCAGAAGUGAAACUUGCAGCAGCUGUGUGUGUGUGUGUGUGUGUGUGUGUCCGUGCACGUUCCGCUGCCGAGGCUUCUAAAUAGGCCGACACAGCUCCACCGGGCGCAGCGGAGUCCGGACACGUCCGUUAACGUUCCUCCACUUUGGCGCGGACGCAAAUUGGCAGCGACUUGUGAGGCGAGAAGGAGGAGAACAUGACGGUGGAUCUGGAGGCCCCUCCGCCCGCUGCACCGGAGGAUUUCGCGAUCCGGUGCCGAGACGUGUGCCGGUCGUACGGCAAACUGAAGGUCCUCGGCAACCUCAACCUGACGGUGCCACAGGGGCAGAUUUACGGUCUCUUGGGCCCCAGCGGCUGCGGGAAGACCACGCUGCUGAAAUGCAUCGUGGGGACGCUGAAGAUCUCGCAGGGUCACAUCACCGUGUUGGGGCGGCCUCCUGGUUUCCCUGGUCACGACGUGCCGGGGAAGAAGGUCGGGUACAUGCCGCAGGAUCUGGCGUUGUACAGCGAGUUCACCAUCAGCGACACCCUGACCUUCUUCGGCCGAGUGCACGGCCUGACGUCGAAGGAAACCAAGGCGCGCAUGGACUUCCUCAUCGACUUCCUGGACCUACCGCAGAAACAGAGCCUGGUCCGAAAGCUCAGCGGGGGUCAGAAGCGCAGAGUGUCCCUCGGUGCUGCUCUGCUCCAGAAUCCAGAGCUGCUCAUCCUGGACGAACCAACGGUCGGGGUGGACCCUGUGCUCAGGGCCAAGAUCUGGCAGCAUCUGGUGGAGAUCGUGAAGACGGGGAAGGUCUCGGUCAUCAUCACCACACACUACAUCGAGGAGGCCAGACAAGCCAACGUGGUCGGGCUCAUGCGGAGCGGCCACUUGCUGGCGGAGGGGCCUCCAGACGCAGUCAUGAAGCAGCACAAUGCAACGACCCUGGAGCACGCCUUCCUGCAGCUGUGUCAGACUUCAGACCAGGUCGACUCCAAACGAGAAUCCAGUCCACAGGGGGCGCCGCUGGAGUCGUUCGAGAGCGGGCGAGACGAGACUCGGCCAAUUCUCGCCAUCGGAGCCGGAGCCGUGGAGGAGGUUCCCAAAUAUUCAGUGGACUGGAAGGUGCGAGCCCGACACCUGCUGCCUAAGUGGAGGAACAUCGCCGCCCUGAUGAUCAAGACGCUGGUGCGGAUGAAGAGAAUGCCCGGCUCGUUGUGUUUCCAGUUCGUGCUGCCCGUCAUCCAGAUCUCUCUGAUCUGUUUGUGCGUGGGAGGAGAUCCACGGGGGGUCCAGGUCGCCGUCGUGAACAACGAGACCUCCCCCUCGGCGUACAGCCAAUCGCUGCUCUCCUUCCUGGACAACACCAGUGUGCACCAGGUGCCCUUGUCUCAUGCAGAGGCUUUCGAUGGGAUCCACAAUGGGGAGUAUUGGGGCGUCAUCGGCUUCGGGAAGAACUUCACCAGCUACCUGACAAAAAGGAUGAUGCAGCGGCAGGUUUCCAGGGAGGUGGUCGAUGGAGGAUCGGUGCACGUCUGGCUGGACCUGACAAAUCGACAAAUUGCCUUAAUGCUGCAGAAGAAGCUUCACGAGGCUUUUCAGGACUUUGUGGACAGUAAGCUGGGCAGCAUGUCGUACUUGGUGUCGCUGCCGGUGAAGAUCGAGGAGCCGAUCUACGGCGACGAGAACACAGACUUCACCACAUUUGUGAUGCCUGGAGCUGUUCUCAGUAUCACCUUCUAUCUGGCCGUGGGUCUGACGGCUCUCUCCUUCGUCCUGGAGAGGAAGGAGGGGCUUCUGGACAGAUGCUGGGUCGCAGGUGUGAGCUCCAUGGAGACGAUGCUGGCUCACCUCUUCUCUCAGCUGUUUGUCAUCAGCGUCCAGAUCCUCCUGCUGCUGCUCUUCAUCCUGCUCGCCUUCAACAUGCCUAAUGAAGGCUCCCUGGUGCUGGUCAUAAUUCUCAUCGUGCUGCAGGGCGUCACCGGCAUCUCGUUCGGCCUCGUCAUCUCCGCCGCAAUCGAUGACGAGCAGAGCGCCAACCAGGCCGCUCUGGGCGUGUUUUACCCCAACCUCAUCCUCAGCGGUAUCAUCUGGCCCGUGGAGUGUAUCCCGUAUCCUCUCCGAUACCUCAGCCUGGCUCUUCCUCAGACCUACGCCUCUGAAGCCCUCCGCUGUAUAAUGUACAGAGGUUGGGGUCUGACUCAGAUGAUGGUGUGGCGAGGCUUCGCCGUCACCCUCGGCUGGAACACCUUCUUCCUCGUCCUGGCCACGGUCAUCUUAAAGCUGAGGACGUGAUCGCCCUCACCCCGGAGGACAUCCCCCAGUGCGGGGACGGACGCUGCCCGGGAGACGCCCGGGACACGAGGACUCGCCUGGGCCUCCUGUCUGUGGAUGUACUGAAGCAGCGGAGACCAGGAGGAGACACGUUAUCUGUCUCUCACAGACACAUGAUCCUGAUCCUGCAACAGUCCCAAUGUGGGAGAAAUUUCAAAAAACGCUGCAUGUUGACGUACGUGUGACGACACACAUGCACAAUAUGAGGAUAUUUGUUGAGCAGCAAACAGAAGGAUCCUAUUUAGUCGUACAGUUCGUUUCACAUAUAUUUGUGUUGAUAUAUAUUUCACCCUCAGAACGAGCCCGGCACAACUCAGGGUCACUUUCUUUGUUUCCGUUUGUCCUUCGUCUUCACGCGGAUCGAGAGAUUCUGCUGUGAUUCACUUUAUUUCAACAUCGGUGAGGCCUCGAGACUCCAUUUGGUAAAAUGAGGAAGAGAAGUUGUUGAAUUCACUGGAGGAUGUUGUUCUUUCGUCUGCACGGUUCUUGUUUGUCUAACGAACAUUUACAUUAUAGAGAAAACGUUUUUAAAAAACAGUCAUAGCACAAGAGAAUCUCGAGCCUGUUUUUAUUGGCUUUACAAUGAGAAAAGGCGAGGAGGGGGUUGUUGUUGUUGUUGUUGUUGCAAUGCAUCAUGGGAACCCAGAGCCGGUUCUAAAGGGCCGAUCUCUUCCCAGCGCUCCGGCUUCCAGCAGCAUCUCCUCUGGUUUCUCACUGGUUGUGUCUGUGGACAGUUUUGCGUCUUGUCCAGUGCGAGACAGGAAGCGGUAACCACGUCUCAAGUCGGUGAGACGCACCGUUACCAGGUGCUCAAACGCAGAACUGUUGAGUUUUGUGCCUACAUCAGCUGUGAGAGGAGAAACGGGGGAGGUUUGACCUUGGUGGAGGGAAAGUGUUGUUGUACUUUUAGUUUUUCGAUCAGUCUCCACUUCGCCGGACGGAGUGGAGGCAGUGGGACGGAUUUCUGUCUCAUGUGCCCGGCUCCUCAAGCCAUUGUUGCCGUAGACUGUAAAUAAAGAAGGACGACAUGACAGCUCCAACGCCCCCUGGUGGUGCAGCAUGAACCCUGCCUCCUCCAUGUUAGUGGAAGGGUUAGGGGCCAAACGGAAAAGUCAAAGCACCUGAGACUGACUUGCUAUUGGUCGAGCUUGUGUAUCGACCUCACUACCAAGACGCCGGUGGAG
Messenger RNA from Hippoglossus stenolepis (Pacific halibut), 3500 nucleotides. RefSeq names its product ATP-binding cassette, sub-family H, member 1 (gene abch1). Gene Ontology annotation, molecular function: ATP hydrolysis activity; ATP binding; ABC-type transporter activity. Gene Ontology annotation, biological process: transmembrane transport. Lineage: Eukaryota; Metazoa; Chordata; Actinopteri; Pleuronectiformes; Pleuronectidae. The coding region runs from base 199 to 2277 and encodes 692 amino acids. The record is from RefSeq and is a predicted model, not a curated record. The transcript has 20 exons. Gene Ontology annotation, cellular component: ATP-binding cassette (ABC) transporter complex; membrane.